Molecule: messenger RNA, 1662 nt
Organism: Paramecium pentaurelia
Lineage: Eukaryota; Ciliophora; Oligohymenophorea; Peniculida; Parameciidae
Source: the annotation of a GenBank genome assembly
AUGAGUAUAUUAUUUGAAGAAUAGUUAUAAAGUCACAAUAAAGAAAUUGAAACCUCAAUGAAAAUUCUAUUAUAAUUAGAAGAAUAUACCGAAUAAGAGAAUAUUAUGUAAAUUGCAAAAUUAUUAAUAACUUAAUCAGAAGUAAUAAAAGAAUAAUUGAUUAAUAUUGAUGAAGUAGAAAUAUUAUGUAAAGAUUAACAAGAACAAAUUGAUAAUCUUUGCAUUCAUAAAUAGUAAUUAAUAAAUGAGAAUCAGAAAUAUAGUUCAUAAAUAUAUGAGUUAUAAAACAAUUAUAAUUCCAUAUAGAAGUAGCUUGAUUCUGAAAAAUACCAUAGUCAACAACUUUCUUAAUUGGAAUCUCACAUAAAAACUUUAUAAUAGGAGUUAGAUUUCUUAAAUAAUUAUAAUACUUAGCUUAUUUCAGAGAAUAAGAGACUAAAUGAAAAUAAUUAGUAGUUAUUAUUAAUUAUUGAUGAUCAUGAAACAUUAAUUUAAAGAAUGAACAAUGAUUAAAUAUAACUAGAUCUUUUAAAAUAAGAAAUCUAAAACUAGAUUCAAUUAAAUAAUAAAAUGGCAUAAUCAUAAGAUUUAUUAAUAGAAUAAAUGAAACAAAAAAUAGCAGAAUAUGAAAUUAAAUUAGAUUUUUUUCAACAAUAACAACAAAGUACUCUUUAAAGCAGAAUGUCAUUCUCUUUAGUUGAUGAUUUAGUUAAUUAAGAAGAUAUAUAUUAGAAGGUUAAUGAAACUAUAUAGUCUGAGUUUUAGAGUAUUAUUUAAAAUACAGAUAGUACUCAAAUCAAUAAUAUUGAAUUAAUUGAUGAAUUUAGUUAUUUUAAAAAAGAAUAUUGUGGAUUAAAAGAUAAUCGAUAUAUUAAAGAAAUUAUAAAAAAAGAUAGGGAAGCUUUGAAAAAAGAUAACAUUUUUUGUUUUAGUGAUCAUAUCUUUAGGAUAAAUAUUAGAGGAGAAAAAUCUAAGAGAAUUAUGUUUAUUACAGAAAGUAAUUUUUAUUUUUUUGAAGAACAUAAUUAAAACAUCAAAAUUACAAGAUAAUUCCCAAUUUCUAAAAUCUAAUAAAUAAUAUGUUGUGAAUUUAAUCCUAUUUUAUGUUGUUUAAAAAUAAAAGGCUAAAAUGAUGAUUAUUUAAUUGAAACCUUUAAAUUAAAAGAUUUUAUAGAAUUUUUAAAUGAAACUCUUAAUUGUUAAAUUUAAAUAUCUUACUAAUAAAACUUUUAGAUCUAGUUUAAAAAUUACACUCAUCCUAAAAAUUUAAAUGAAAUUGGGAAUGGAUUGUAUGAUGGAAGUGGAAAAUAAGCAGCUUUCAAAGUUUCAUAAAAAUAAGGAUUUUUGUAAAUGCAAUAGAAAACACUUUUUGGAUUUUAGGAUUGGGUUGAAGUCUUUGCAUUAAUGACAGAUGUGGGACUAUUAUUAUUUAAAUAGGCUGGAGAUAUGCAUCCAAUCCUAUUUGUCCCAUGUGCAGAUGCAAUUAUAAUUAAAAAUCCUUUGAAAUGUAAACCAAAUUGUCUUAAGAUCAAAUAUAGAGAUUGUGAAUACAUUUUUAAUGUAACUUCAUAAGCAUUGUUAGAAGAAUGGUAUUAAGAAUUAAAUAGAUAAGUAGUUAGUUAACAUAAAUUACAACUAUCUUAAUCAUUAAGGAAUCUUUGA